GACCUCUCCAUCCCCUUCUUUCAUUCUUUACUUUCUCUAUAUAUCCCUGUCCAUCCUGUACCCUAUCGUCUCUCUAUCAAUAGAUCAGUCUUUCUCUCUCUCCCUCCCUUUUUCUCUCUCUCAAACAAACAAACAAAAUGGUGCAAUCAAAGAAGUUCAGAGGUGUCAGGCAGCGUCACUGGGGCUCUUGGGUCUCAGAAAUUCGCCACCCCUUACUGAAGAGAAGGGUGUGGCUAGGCACAUUUGAGACAGCUGAGGAGGCAGCCCGAGCCUACGAUGAAGCAGCUGUUUUGAUGAGUGGCCGAAAUGCCAAAACCAAUUUCCCAAUUUCUACCACUCAAACUAAUACUAAUACUACUACUGCUGCUGCCGCCGCCAUGGCCGUCGGAUCAGACCCCAGAGGUAGUUCGAGCGACUUGGACCAUUCGCUAUCCGAGCCGAAGGGUUUAUCAGAAAUCUUACAUGCCAAGCUCAGGAAAUGCAGCAAGCUUCCAUCUCCAUCCAUGACCUGCUUGAGGCUCGACAAUGAGAGCUCUCACAUUGGAGUCUGGCAAAAGCGAGCCGGUCAACGCUCUGAUAAUUCCAACUGGGUCAUGACUGUUCAGCUUGGCAAGAAGAAGAACAGUAAUAACACUAACGCUGCUGAUGAUCAUGGCCAGAGUAUUUCAUCAUCAUCACCGUUGAUAAUGUCGACUUCUGAGUCAUCAGCGUCAACGUCAUCAGCGAGGGCGCCGGAACUCAUAGCCGAGAUGGAUGAAGAAGAGAAAAUUGCACUGCAGAUGAUAGAAGAGCUGCUUAACAGAAAUUGUCCAAGUCCUAGUAAUUCUUCAUUUGGCAUUCAACCAGGAGAGGAAAGCUUUUACUUGUAGUUCUACUAGUCUUAAUUUUUUUUAAUUACUAGCUAUAUAUAUAUAUUUA
This is a messenger RNA of Prunus mume (Japanese apricot), 918 nucleotides long. RefSeq names its product ethylene-responsive transcription factor WIN1-like. Gene Ontology annotation, molecular function: DNA-binding transcription factor activity; DNA binding. The record is from RefSeq and is a predicted model, not a curated record. Lineage: Eukaryota; Viridiplantae; Streptophyta; Magnoliopsida; Rosales; Rosaceae. Gene Ontology annotation, biological process: regulation of DNA-templated transcription.